CUUUGUGCAGUGUAUGGGACCUAUAGGCUGUAGCUACUAUCCACACCCUUUACCAAACCUCCUACCCCUUGUCUUGAGUCCAGCAGCUUGGUUGGAAGGCCGAAGGAAGUGAUGGCCGUGGUAGUCCAGUUUCUGGUUAGAAAGUUCGUGGAUAGCCUCGCGGAGGAGGCGGCCGUGGAGCUUCCAUUCAGUGCUCACUUCUAUGACAUGAGGGCCGAGUUGGAGAAGGCAGUAGUUUCUUCCACCAACGCCGACGAGCUCCGGGAGUGCCUGUACGAACUCAAUGACCUGCUCUCCCAGUGCCGCAUCAUGCUCACCAACAGGCCAAAUACGCGGAGCUGCUUCUUCGCCCCCUCCGAAGCAUGGCUUUCCAAUAAGGUCAAGAAGAGGGUGGUCGCCGUGAAGCGCAGAGUUCUUCAGUGUGUCCAGAACAAUCCCAGCGAAGAUGCCGCAGGCUUGCAGGAGGACAACGCCGCCACAGGGUUCAGCCGUUGGACCACCUCUUGGCCUGAGCAGAGCAGGAUGCAUGGGUUCGACCAACAGCUCACAGAGCUAGAAUCCAAGGCGUUCGGGGACUGCAGCCCCGGAAAACUUACCGGUGUCGGCAUCGUCGGCAUGGGCGGCAUCGGAAAGACUGCACUCGCGCAGCUCAUGUUCAACAGCCCGCAAGCCAGGGGCCGCUUCUUUCCAAGGAUCUGGGUGUGCCUGUCACGCACAGCUUGCAUUGGAAAGGACGUGCACAGGGAAGUCUUGCAGAGCAUACUUAUGGCUCUUGGCCUCGAAGAGGAGGGUAUCUUGGCCAUUGAUGGUGGUGGUGAUAGACUGGGUGACCUGGAGUUAGCUGUCCAUGAGCAUCUCAAGGGGAAGCGAUACAUCAUAGUAUUCGACGACGUCUGGAACAUCGACGGGUGGUACGCUGAUGUUGUAGGCUGCCAAAAUACCGUGCCAAGGGGAGACCAGUGGUCGGAUCGCCUUGCAUACGGGUUGCCCAAAGAGAGAGGCGGAGUGGUGGUCGUCACCAGCCGGCUGGAGCAGGCAGCAGAGAUGAUGGUGGGGAAGAGCAGCAUAUACCGUGUGCAGCAGUUGGCCGACAGGGAGAGCUCCUGGGCCAUCUUCAUGGACGCACUGUCCAAGGAAAGACGGUCGAUCGAUCUCACAGCUGUUAACAGCAUGAAAGAGGAAAUUCUUGAGACCUGUGGUGGGCUCCCGUCAACAGCCAAGGCAAUGGCAGACAUCUUUGUAAAAAGUUUGUCGAUACAAACACCAACUUCUAGCCAGGAACUUAGAUUUAGUGGAAAUGUGAGGUAGCAACAUGUCUCUCAUGGACCAAAAUGAUGCUACAUGAUAUUUCUGUAUGGAUUUGCCACAUAAAACUCAUGACUUAUGGAAAAAUGUUCCAGUGUGAUA
Molecule: messenger RNA, 1407 nt
Organism: Brachypodium distachyon (stiff brome)
Lineage: Eukaryota; Viridiplantae; Streptophyta; Magnoliopsida; Poales; Poaceae
Product: probable disease resistance protein At5g45440
Exons: 1
Coding region: 112-1308 (398 amino acids)
Biological process (GO): defense response to other organism
Molecular function (GO): ADP binding
Source: RefSeq, a predicted model, not a curated record